AAACACUUUUGAUAUUUUACUUAUAAAAUAUGAGCCAAUUGUUAUUAAGGAAUAAGUGCAACAUAGUUUGAUCAUCAAGCAAACACACACGGAUACUGCAGUUUUCAUUGUGAUCUUGGAUUUGAUUGGUGCAAUGAUUGGUCGCAUCAGUUAAGAUUUAUGAAGAAUAGGCAAAGUACAUAUUUUUUGUAUAGUUGACAGUUGAUAUCUUAUUACACUAAGAUGGUGAAGGAACAAUAUAGAGAAACAGACGUGGCUAGAAAGAUAUCACAUGUCUCCUUUGGAGUUGACAGUAGGCACCAUAUGAAACAGCAGGCUCAUUUACAUGUUGUGGUUAAAAAUCUUUAUAAUGAACAAAAUCAUGCACCUCUGUCUUAUGGGCUUCUUGACAAAAAACUUGGAACCUGCUCUAACAGCAAUAAUUGCGGUACUUGUGAGAAACCUUUGAAUGAAUGUGUUGGACAUUUUGGCUAUGUAGAUUUAGAACUUCCAGUAUUUCAUGUUGGUUAUUUUAGAUCAAUUAUUGGAAUUUUACAAUGCAUUUGUAAAAAGUGCUCACAUGUAAUGCUUAAGUUGAAAGAUAAAAAGAUGUAUCUUGACCGAGUGCUUAAUCCUAACUUGAACUAUUUAAGUCGAAAAGCUUUAAAGAAACAAAUUUUAGAAAAAGCAAAAAAGUGCACAAUUUGUCCAAAUUGUGGAGAAUUAAACGGGACUGUCAAGAAGGUUGGAUUUUUGAAAAUUGUUCAUGAAAAAUACAAAACUAAGAAACCUACAGAUCCACUUGUUCAAUCCAAAUUAGUAGAAUAUCAAAGAGCAUUGGAGGACAACAAAGAAUUGGAGAGCUUGUUACAGAGUGGAUUGAUAUCGAUCCUCAAUCCAUUGGAUGUCUUGGGUAUUCUUGAGCGUGUGCCUGAAAAAGAUAUUCCUUUGUUAUUGAUGAAUCCACAGUGCAGCUUACCAAAGGAUUUAAUAUUAACAAGAAUCCCAGUUCCACCAAUAUCUAUUCGACCAAGUAUAGUUUCCGACUUGAAGGCUGGAACCAAUGAAGACAAUUUGACAGUGGCACUAACUCAAAUAAUGUUAAUCAAUGAUGCAAUCAUAAAGCACCGUCAUUGCGGAAUGAAAAUGGAAAUGUACAAUGACGAUUGGGAAUUUUUACAGCUGCAUUGUGCUCUUUAUAUCAACAGUGAAGUAUCUGGCAUUCCUUUGAACAUGCAACCAAAGAAGGCAGGUCGUGGUUUGGUUCAGAGGUUGAAGGGUAAGCAGGGAAGAUUCAGAGGAAAUUUGUCUGGCAAGAGAGUGGACUUUUCUAGCAGAACAGUAAUAUCACCAGAUCCCAAUCUUCGCAUUGACCAAGUUGGCGUUCCCAUCCACGUUGCCAAAAUACUGACUUAUCCUGAAAGAGUGAACAAGUGUAACAUAGAGUUAAUGCGAAAGCUCGUGCUGAACGGGCCAGACGUGCAUCCAGGAGCAAAUUUCGUCGUCGAGGGUAAAACUCAGUUCCGUAAGUUCCUGAGAUACGGCAACAGGCAGAAAAUCGCUCAGGAUUUGCAAUACGGCGAUCGAGUCGAGAGACACCUACGCGACGAUGACGUGGUGUUGUUCAAUAGACAGCCUUCGCUGCACAAAUUGAGUAUCAUGGCCCAUAAGGCGAAAGUCCUGGAGAAUCGUACGUUUCGGUUCAACGAGUGCGUCUGCACGCCCUACAACGCCGACUUCGACGGAGAUGAGAUGAACUUACACUUGCCGCAAACCGAAGAAGCAAGAGCCGAGGCAUUGGUGCUGAUGGGCAACAAAUCCAAUCUGGUGACACCGAGGAACGGUGAGCUAUUGAUUGCGGCAACUCAGGACUUUAUAACCGGCGGCUACCUACUCACCCAGAAGGACACCUUUCUCAACAAGGCUCAAGUCAGUCAGUUGAUCAGCUGUCUGCUCUGCGACGCGGAUACGACUAUGAGCAUAACUCUACCGAGGCCGGCAAUCCUGAAACCGGCGCUCAUGUGGACCGGCAAGCAAAUAUUCAGUCUGAUCCUGCGGCCCAACGACAAGUGCCCUGUGAAGGCCAAUUUGAAGACCAAGGGCCGAGCCUACACGAGCAAUGAAGAGCUGUGCAUCAACGACUCGUACGUGAUCAUCAGAAACUCGGAACUGCUGGCGGGCUCGAUGGACAAGUCGACUUUGGGCAGCGGUGCCAAGCAAAACAUCUUCUACGUACUACUGCGCGACUGGGGCGAGGACGCAUCGACGCUUGUGAUGUGGCGCUUGGCCCGCAUAGCCAGUUACUUCCUGAUGAAUCGCGGUUUCUCCAUCGGCAUCGGCGACGUCACUCCCGGCCACAAACUCCUCGAGGCCAAGCAGGAGCUGCUCGAACUCGGCUACAGCAAAUGCACUGAGUACAUCGCGAAAAUGGAGGCGGGCAAACUGCCCUGUCAACCGGGCUGCACACAAGAGGAGACCCUCGAGGCAAUGAUCCUGAAAGAGCUGUCCGUGAUCAGAGACCACGCCGGAAAGGCCUGCUUGAAGGAGCUACACCCGUCUAACAGCCCUCUGGUAAUGGCGUUAUCCGGUUCUAAGGGCAGCUUCAUCAACAUCUCCCAGAUGAUUGCGUGCGUCGGUCAGCAAGCUAUCAGCGGACAUCGCGUGCCUAACGGCUUCGAAGACCGGGCGUUGCCCCACUUCGAGAAGUACUCCAAGGUGCCGGCUGCCAAAGGCUUCGUUGAGAAUUCGUUUUACUCGGGACUUACUCCCACUGAAUUUUUCAUGCACACGAUCAGUGGUCGCGAGGGUCUCGUCGAUACCGCGGUCAAGACCGCCGAGACCGGAUACAUGCAAAGACGAUUGGUCAAGAGUUUAGAAGAUCUCUGUCUGCAUUACGACAUGACGGUGAGGAACUCGGUAGGGGACAUAAUUCAGGUGAUGUACGGCGGCGACGCUAUGGAUCCAACCUACAUGGAGGGCAAAGACUGCCCCGUAGAUUAUCAGCGAGUUCUCAACGACGUCAGGUGCAGGUCGGUUUACUCCAAUGAGGAUCCGCUCGACGGCCCCUCAAUCAUCAAAGCCACCAGUGAAUUGCUCAAGUCCGAGGAGUACUCAUGCCUGAGCGAGGAAUUUAGCCAGGAGCUCGUUCAGUUUCUUAAGUCUCAAGCCAUCCGAGUGGAGCGAGCGCGCAAGCAAAUUGUGGCCACAGCGUCGAAAGCUCCGGUUCACAAGUACAUUGAGCGCCUUACUGUCUCUCAGCUCGUCGAGUUCAUCCACACCUGUAAGGAAAAGUACAUGAAGGCCAGGAUCGAACCGGGCACCGCGGUUGGCGCUCUAGCAGCGCAGAGUAUCGGCGAACCUGGCACACAGAUGACUCUUAAGACUUUCCAUUUCGCCGGAGUUGCCUCAAUGAAUAUUACCCAGGGUGUACCCCGUAUCAAGGAGAUCAUCAACGCCAAUCCAAAAAUAAGUACUCCCAUCAUCACAGCCUCUCUGGAGAUCGACACGGAUCCUGAGUACGCGAGACGAGUUAAGAGCCGAAUUGAGAAGACAACUCUUGGCGAGAUUACCGAGUACAUCGAGCAAUUAUACCUGCCCGAUGAUUGUUUUUUGCUGUUGAAAAUCGACGUCGAUAGAAUAAAACUGUUGAAGCUGGAGGUUGACGUUCAGUCCAUUCGCUACUCGCUCUGCACCUCCAAGUUCAAGAUACUCCCGAAGAAUGUCGAAGUUCAUGGCGAUUCCAUUAUCAUCAUACGUCCGAAUAGACAGAAAAAUAACAAUCUUAGUCAUAGUUUGACUUUAUUAAAGGAUCAAGUGCCGAACGUUAUCGUCAAAGGUAUCGCUUCUGUCUCGCGAGCUGUUAUUCACAAUGACGACUCGAGUGGUGCGACCCGAUACACGCUCCUAGUUGAAGGCGACAAUAUGAGAGAAGUGAUGGCAACUUUGGGAGUCAAUGGAAUUAGGACCACUUCCAACAACACGAUUGAAGUUUUCCGCACGUUGGGAAUUGAAGCCGCUAGAGCAACUAUCAUGACCGAAAUAAAGUUAGUCAUGGAAAAUCACGGAAUGAGUAUUGACCGCAGGCAUCCGAUGCUCGUGGCAGACUUAAUGACUGGUCGAGGCGAGGUUCUAGGAAUUACCAGGCAGGGUUUGGCAAAAAUGAAGGAAUCAGUAUUAAACUUGGCUUCUUUUGAAAAAACUGCUGAUCAUUUGUUUGAUGCAGCCUAUUAUGGACAAAAAGAUGCCAUUUGUGGAGUUUCAGAAUCCAUUAUCAUGGGAAUCCCAGUACCAGUGGGUACUGGCAUUUUUAAGUUACUGCAUAAAGCUGAAAAGGACCCAGUGCAGACGCGGGCAUUGUUGUUUGAUUCUGAAAAGUAUCACAAGAAAGUUCCUACAUCGUAAAUAUUUUUUUUGUAAUUAUUUAGCAACUUGUAAAUAGAACUUUUAUCUGGUUUUUGCUAUGAGAAAUUCAUGUGACAUAAUACCAUAAAAUUGUUAUUUAUCUUUAUUUUUCACGAUAAUAAGA
Molecule: messenger RNA, 4504 nt
Organism: Phymastichus coffea
Lineage: Eukaryota; Metazoa; Arthropoda; Insecta; Hymenoptera; Eulophidae
Gene: Polr3A
Product: DNA-directed RNA polymerase III subunit RPC1
Exons: 3
Coding region: 223-4380 (1385 amino acids)
Biological process (GO): DNA-templated transcription
Molecular function (GO): DNA-directed RNA polymerase activity; DNA binding
Source: RefSeq, a predicted model, not a curated record